This is a messenger RNA of Dioscorea cayenensis subsp. rotundata (Guinea yam), 1390 nucleotides long. Its product is annotated as probable pectinesterase 68. Gene Ontology annotation, biological process: cell wall modification. The transcript has 5 exons. Gene Ontology annotation, molecular function: pectinesterase activity. The record is from RefSeq and is a predicted model, not a curated record. The coding region runs from base 186 to 1238 and encodes 350 amino acids. NCBI's taxonomy places the organism in Eukaryota, Viridiplantae, Streptophyta, Magnoliopsida, Dioscoreales, Dioscoreaceae.
AGCAUAUAUCUCCACCACAUGACUCUCUUAAACUCUUCUUUAUAACUCUCCCCCAAAAACACCAGAGAGCUAUUGUCACUUCAACUCACUCUAGUCUCUCUCCCACACAUUCCAAUCCAAUUCCAGCCUAGUUAGUUGAUAUCCUGUUUAUAUAAUUCCCAUUGGAGAAAGAUAUAGAGAAAGAGAUGAAGGAAAGAAUGGUCUUACUACUACUCAUGACCAUCAUCAUCUCCACCCUCAUAACCAUUCCCACACGCUCACAUGCAUGUGAGCUUAACUCCACCAUAAAACACCAUCACAAGUGGCAUGGCCCAACCAGCAAACGAGUGAUCACCGUGGAUGCUACCGGCUCUGGUGACUUCCUCUCCGUCCAAGAAGCCAUUGACUCCAUCCCAGACAACAACACCCAGCGUGUCAUCAUAAAGAUAAAAGCCGGUGUCUACAUAGAGAAGGUGGUGGUUCCACGGACGAAGCCAUACAUCACUUUCCAAGGAGCUGGAAGGAACGAGACGGUGGUUGAAUGGCACGACCGGGCUUGUGACCGAGGACCCAACGGCCAGCAACUCCGCACUUACAACACUGCUUCUGUAACUGUUUUUGCUAAUUAUUUCAUUGCUAGGAAUAUAAGUUUCAAGAACACAGCUCCAGCACCAAUGCCCGGGAUGGAAGGAUGGCAGGCAGCGGCGUUCAGAGUUUCAGGGGAUAAGGCAUACUUCUAUGGCUGUGGAUUUUAUGGCGCUCAAGACACUCUCUGUGACGAUGCAGGACGGCAUUACUUCAAGGAUUGCUACAUUGAAGGUUCAAUUGACUUCAUCUUUGGCAAUGGCAGGUCAAUGUACAAGGGUUGUCACCUGCAUUCUAUUGCAAACCGAUUCGGAUCGAUUGCAGCACAUGACCGGAAGUCUCUUUGUGAGAGAACUGGGUUCGCAUUUGUUAACUGUAAAGUAACCGGCACCGGCAGACUGUAUGUAGGAAGAGCAAUGGGACAGUAUUCAAGGAUAAUUUAUGCGUACACUUACUUUGAUGACCUGAUAGCACCUGGAGCUUGGGAUGACUGGGAUCAUUCCAGUAACAAGAACACGACUGCAUUCUUUGGUGUUUACAAGUGCUGGGGCCCUGGUGCGGAAGCAGUGAGCAGUGCAUCAUGGGCACGGGAACUUGAUUUCGAGUCGGCUCGGCCUUUCCUUGUCAAAAGCUUCGUCAAUGGUCGGCACUGGCUUGGCCCGUCUGAUGCCUAAGCAAAACCAUAACUACGAUUUCCAAUCUAUUCAUUCAUUAAUACAAAGAUUCAUGUUGAUUUUUCCUUUAUUGUAUAAGAAUGUAGAAUUAUCAUUACAACGAUAUUGUUAAAUUAUAUACCACUGCAAUAAAACUGAGAAUAAACGGUACA